Molecule: messenger RNA, 1563 nt
Organism: Amphimedon queenslandica
Lineage: Eukaryota; Metazoa; Porifera; Demospongiae; Haplosclerida; Niphatidae
Product: proton-coupled amino acid transporter 3-like
Exons: 10
Coding region: 1-1563 (520 amino acids)
Biological process (GO): amino acid transmembrane transport
Cellular component (GO): vacuolar membrane
Molecular function (GO): L-amino acid transmembrane transporter activity
Source: RefSeq, a predicted model, not a curated record
AUGGCUAUGCAGGAUGAAGAGCAAAGGUUAACAGAAUAUGCUGCUGAUUCAGAUGAUGAGCCUAAAAAACUGACCAAAGACUCUCAUACCAGGUCUAAGAAAAAAGACCACAAGAAAAGUGACAUUGCAACUUUCUUCCAUCUACUGAGAGCUAACUUAGGCAUAUGGAUACUAACCCUUCCACUAGCUAUAAAGAAUGGAGGUUAUAUAUAUUGUUCCUUGUUUAUCAGUGCCAGGUUUAUUGUUUUGACUUUGUUUAUUGAUGCAGUUAGGUCCAAUAGGAAUGCUGAUAAUUGGUGGCAUGGCAACUUAUUGCUUGGGAAGGCUGGUGGAAAGUUCAAGAAUGAAGAGUCAUCUCUUACUUAUUCUGAAGCCAUGCAGCUUGCACUCCAAGAAAGGGAAGCUAGUCCAAGAAUAGUAUGGAUCGGAAAGUAUACCGUUAAUGUGUCUAUUUUGAUAUCACAACUUGGAUUCUGCUCCAUUUACUUUGUGUACUUUGGUUUGGUGUUGCAAGAAAUUUUUCAACAAGCUUUCUGUGUCUUUAUAUCAUACAAGGUGUUUGUCGCCAUUGCAAUCUUUCCACUUGUACUAUAUUCCUGUCUUGAUAAUCUUGCCCCCCUCUCAUUCCUUACCAAGAUAGCUCUCACCUUUGGACUAACUAUUGUCCUCUAUGAUGAAGUUCAUUGGUUCUACGACAAGAAAGCUGCUCUUAUCUCCAAUGAAGAGGAAUUAAAUGAAAUUGGUACUGUCUUCGGCAUUUCCAUGUUAUUAGGAACUACUGUGUUCACUUUUGAGAGGACUAGUACAAUACUCUCUUUGGAGAGUAAAAUGAAGACUCCGUCACAUGCAAAGCCUCUUGUUUACCUCUCCAUGUUUAUAGUGACACUAUGGUACACAUUCUUUGGUGUUUUUGGAUAUUUGACAUAUGGAGAGAACACAAUGUCGUCUGUUAUAAUGAACUUGUGUCCCCAAAAAAUUCCUAUCACCAUCUUGAUGCUGCUGAUCAAGCUUUUACUGAUUUUUAGCAUAUUUUUAUCUCACAGUAUUCAGUUUUAUAUACCAAUGAAUAUCAUUGAGCCUGAAAUUGUCAGACUUUUUACGCAAUUAGCUGAGAAAUUACCUCCAAUGCUUAUCAUUUACGAGGAUGCAAUGGAGAAAGCAGUACGAAUAAUAUAUAAAACUUCACUCAUUCUUUUUACAGCUAUUGUGGCAAUGUUUAUAUCAAACUUAGGCGAUCUUCUUACGCUGAUUGGAUCAUUAGCCAGCACUACAUUAGCUUUGAUAUUCCCAUCAAUCAUUCAUCUGUUAACUUUCUGGAAGGAAAGAGAAGAAGAUACAAAAGAAGAUACAAAGGAAGAUAAAAAAGAAGAAAGACAGAAGAAAACUUUUACUUGCAUCCCACUACUGUUUGUAAUAGAUAUUGCAGUUAUAAUGUUUGGUGUGAUUGUGUUUGCAUGUGGACUCAUUGCCUCCAUGUAUAGUACUGUGCAAGACUUUACACUGAUACAUGAUAUAUACAUUGCUUGUCCAGGUACUUGUAAUUUUAGUAAUCAUCAAAACUAA